AUGUCUUGCAUCUUCUGCCGCAUCAUCAAGGGCGAGAUCCCCAGCUUCAAGCUCUUUGAGAGCGAGAAGACCCUGGCCUUCCUCGACAUUGGCCCAUUGUCCCAGGGACAUGCACUGGUGAUCCCCAAGUUCCACGGUGCCAAGUUGGCCGACAUCCCCGACGACCAUCUCAGUGAGGUGCUGCCCGUUCUCAAGAAGAUUGUGACCGCUUCCGGGGCCGUGGACUACAACGUGCUGCAAAACAAUGGCACAAUCGCCCACCAAGAGGUGCCUCACAUCCCCAAGCCCAACGAGAAGGAGGGCCUGACUAUUGGUUGGGACUCCAAGCAAGCCGAUAUGGACAGGCUGAAGGCUUUGUGUGAGGAUAUCAAGUCGAAGAUGUGA
Emericellopsis cladophorae is the source of this 384-nucleotide messenger RNA. Its product is annotated as Histidine triad (HIT) protein. The record is from RefSeq and is a predicted model, not a curated record. Bases 1 to 384 code for a protein of 127 amino acids. NCBI's taxonomy places the organism in Eukaryota, Fungi, Ascomycota, Sordariomycetes, Hypocreales, Bionectriaceae. Gene Ontology annotation, biological process: nucleotide metabolic process. The transcript is spliced from 5 exons. Gene Ontology annotation, molecular function: catalytic activity.